UUCCAAUCAUUAUUCGUACCCCUGCAAAAGACGAUAUCCUGCAAGAAUACUUGAUUCCAAAGAAUACUCCAAUCAUAAUACCAAUAGCGGCAAUUCACAAACUUCCUACAAUCUGGGGAUCAAAUGCCGACAACUUCGUACCAGAAAGAUGGUUGAUUUCAGAUUUAACUUCAAAAAUUAAUAACUAUACAUAUAUGCCAUUUAUAACGGGUUCUAGAUCUUGUAUAGGAAAUAAACUGGCCCUUGUAGAAUUUAAAAUUCUGUUAGCAAUAUACAUUAGAAAUUUUAAGUUUAAAAUGAUUGAAGGGUUUGAAGUUAGAAAAAGACAAAUGAUCGCCACAAAACCUUAUCCCGCCAUUGAAUUGCUUGUCUCUAAAGUUGAAAUGUAG
Molecule: messenger RNA, 389 nt
Organism: Racocetra persica
Lineage: Eukaryota; Fungi; Glomeromycota; Glomeromycetes; Diversisporales; Gigasporaceae
Source: the annotation of a GenBank genome assembly